Geodia barretti is the source of this 753-nucleotide messenger RNA. Lineage: Eukaryota; Metazoa; Porifera; Demospongiae; Tetractinellida; Geodiidae. The record is from the annotation of a GenBank genome assembly.
AUGUUCCUCCUCGAUACCAACGUGGUCUCGGAACUGCGUCGCCCCCGUCCGCAUGGCGCUGUUCUUGAUUGGAUCGCAGACGUUCCGGGGGAGCAACUCUUCGUGUCUGCCGUUACGGUUGGCGAGAUACAGGCGGGAAUCGAGAUCACCCGCGAGCAGGACGUGGCCAAGGCGGAGGAACUGGAAGCCUGGCUGGACAGGGUCAUGGCUUCCUACAGCGUAUUGCCGAUGGAUGCGCCCACCUUCCGGCAGUGGGCACGGCUGAUGCACCGUAGGUCAAACACCAUCACCGAGGACGCCAUGAUCGCCGCGACGGCCAUUGUUCACAGACUGACGGUGGUGACCCGGAACGUGCGAGACUUCGCCCAGCUUGGUGGAGCUCCAUUCGCCCUGGGCAUCGAGACCCUGAACGUGGCGGGCAUGAUCAGGGCCGGUCUGCAGUCCCGCGCCCUGGCCGAUGCUUCCCUGGCCGGUUUCAUUGCCAAGCUGGAGUACCGGUGCGGCUGGCUUGGACUCGCUUUCGAGAAGGUUGACCGGUGGUUUCCCAGUACCAGGACCUGCUCCAAGUGUGGAGCGGUGCGGCCCAACAUGGACCUGUCGGAGCGGACGUUCGUCUGUCAUUCCUGUGGAGUGAUGAUUGAUCGUGACCUGAACGCCGCGCUGAACCUUGGAAACGCCGAGAGCUACCCGGCGUCGGGACGUGGAGCGGGAGAUAAGUCCUGGCAUCUCUGGAUGCCAGGCGGGCCGCUGUGA